AUGGCGGGAACAUCAUCCUCUAUCUCCCACGGCUGGAGGAGCAUUCUUGCUGGACGGGAGCUUCUUAUGAAAAACUUGGGCUGGAUUGUGGGGGACGGCCAAUGUAUCAACGUCUGGGAUGACCCAUGGCUGAGUCUCAGCAAACAAGAGAGACCAAUGGGACCACCAACGGAAGCCAGCGCCACACUUUCAGUCUCAGACUUGUUACUACCAGGGACGAGUGAGUGGGAUGUUGAACGCAUUCGCCUCGUUCUACCUGAGUAUGAAACUAAGAUUCGCAGCAUCACUCUCAGCAUAACGAGGACUCCCGACAAACUCGUCUGGCUAGGGACUAAAGAUGGAAUUUACACUGCAAAGUCAGAAUAUUAUGCAGUGUCCGUUGAACUGGAAAAUGGAAACCCGCAGGAUGCAGACUUCGAUUGGAAGAAGAACGUUUGGAACCUUGACUGCGCCCCAAAAGUUAAACAUUUUGCAUGGAAGCUUCUAAAGAGAGCAAUACCUGUGGGAGAGCGCCUGCAAGAGAGACACCUAGACGUUGAUCCAAAGUGUAAGAGGUGCGAGCACAAUGAAUCUAUUCUUCAUCUUCUCUUCCACUGUCAGUACGCACAGGAGGUGUGGCAGCUAGCACCCUUCACUACUGAAAUGGAAUACAGAGGAAUAAUAGAUUUAAUGUCAAGUUGGCCUUCAAUAUGUGCACAAAAAUGCUUACCUCCUUCUGGUGUUACUUCUGGAGCGUUAUUUCCUUGGAUCCUGUGGUCAAUUUGGAAAUCUAGAAACCGGUUUGUGUUUGAAGGAGUCUUCAUCUCCCCUAAGGAAACUCUCUCCACCGCUAUUAAGCUCGCCCGCGAAUGGUGCUCGGACAGUAAGGCUCAUCCAACUCGCCCAAGCGCUCGGAUCAACAAACAGAUGGCACAAGGAGAAACCAGCGUAACGGCGGUGCGCUCAGAUGCUGCGUGGAUGGCCUCUUCAAACUUAGCAGGGUUAGGCUGGACGAUACUGUCUGAGAGUGGUCAUGAGUACAAGAAGCGUGCAGAGUUCAUACCUUCUCCGCUGGUAGCGGAAGGACUUGCGAUGAGAGAAGCCAUACAAUCAUGCCGCCGGAGUGAUCUACAAGACAUCAGACUGGAGUCGGAUUCGGCGCAGCUUAUCCAGUGUGUUAACUCGAGGACGGUGGUUACAGAGCUUCAUAGCAUUGUGUCGGAUAUUUUAGCUUUUGCAUCUGAUUUCCGUUCAGUCUCAUUUCUUUGGAUUCCCCGAGAAAAAAACAUGGCUGCUGAUAGCUUAGCCAAGAUGGCCUUAAAUGCGUUAGACAAUGUUUUGGUUGUGGAUGCUAUUAAUGCUCCCAACUAA
Molecule: messenger RNA, 1350 nt
Organism: Brassica napus (rape)
Lineage: Eukaryota; Viridiplantae; Streptophyta; Magnoliopsida; Brassicales; Brassicaceae
Exons: 1
Coding region: 1-1350 (449 amino acids)
Molecular function (GO): RNA-DNA hybrid ribonuclease activity; nucleic acid binding
Source: RefSeq, a predicted model, not a curated record